AUGAUCAUCCAAGAGUUGUGGAGACGCCAGAUUGAGUGGGAUAGCGAGCUGCCCAAUGAUAUCCUCCAGAAGUGGCAAGGUUGGAAAGAAGGUUUGAAAUCCUCUCAAACGAUCAUGAUUCCCCGGUGGUAUGGCUUCCACCGCGACCGAUGCCUAAAGGUACAACUACACGUGUUCUGCGACGCGUCAGAAAUCGCUUACGGAGCAGUUGCGUAUUUCCGUGCGGUGACUCGUGGAGAUGUCAAUGUGAGCUUUGUUUUAAGGUUUCUGUCAGAGGUCAUUAGUGACAGAGAACACUAUCAAACUGUGCUAAAGAGUUGGUUAGAUACAGUCAUCGACCCUAAUUUGCGGUGGAUAAACUGUUACCGAGCUUCUGAACAUGGCUGGAAUGCUUCCAUAUUCCACGCUCGAUGCGACUUCAAAGGCCCUUCGGUGACUCUUGUCAGAGUAAAGAACUUUGUCUUUGGAGGAUUCACAGAGCAGGACUGGGGAGGUUCUUCUGGACCAAGGAAAAGUCGAGACUCUUUUUUAUUCCUGCUAAGUAACGACAAUGACAAGGAAUUAGCAGUGAAACUUGAUAUUAAAAACUCUUCGCUUGCAAUUCACAAUGAUCCUUCUUAUGGACCAUGGUUUGGUAACGGCGACUUAAUUAUCAGUGACAUGGCUGCGUAUAAUAUAAACUCUAGCAGUAAUCUCGGUGAAGCAUACAGCUUACCAGAUGGAGUUACCUACGGUAGCGACGAAGCCGGAAAUUAUUUAGCCGGAAGUAGAUAUUUUAUGCCUAAAGAAGUGGAAGUGUUCCAUGUGGAAUGCUUCCACCCCCUUGGUAUGACAAAUGGUGAGAUUGCCAAUGGUCAGAUCACGCAGGUAAUGGGUAACUAUACAAACAACCAUGCUCCAUGGCAAGCUAGACUCAACAAUUCUCCGGGGAAUACCUGGAUUCCAGAAAGAAAGAAGGCUAAGUUGGUUGUAGACUUGGGUUCUCUUCGACGAAUCCUUGCCGUAGACGCACAUGGUAAUAGAAAUGCAAGCAAUCCUAGGUAUCCAACUAACUUCGAAUUUUCGCAUGACUCUUCAAGUCAGGGCUGGACAUUAUUUGUGAAGGUUACAUUUCGCAGUAAAGAAUCUGCCUUUCUUGUCAGCAGGUUCUCAUCGUGGUUUUUGCCUACAGAUGUUUCAUUGUGGAGACCGAUCACGCAGGUAAUGGGUAACUAUACAAACAACCAUGCUCCAUGGCAAGCUAGACUCAACAAUUCUCCGGGGAAUACCUGGAUUCCAGAAAGAAAGAAGGCUAAGUUGGUUGUAGACUUGGGUUCUCUUCGACGAAUCCUUGCCGUAGACGCACAUGGUAAUAGAAAUGCAAGCAAUCCUAGGUAUCCAACUAACUUCGAAUUUUCGCAUGACUCUUCAAGUCAGGGCUGGACAUUAUUUGUGAAGGACCUCACCUUGGACGAUGAAUCUUCAAUCAAGCGUUUUAUCUUUUUGCCAUCGGUUGUAACACGAAAGCUUCUGGUUCACACCAAGGAUUGCCACGUCGAAUGUGCGUUUGCUAUGGAAAUUUAUGGAUGUUCGGCGGGUUCUUGUCAAGAAGAGCUCCCUAUUAAAAAAUUCACAGCUUCUUCCUUCGCGCCUUCUCACGAACCGAGCGUAGCUCGUUUCAACUCUUCCUGUUGGAAACCCAGUGGUGCGGCCAAUGGUACUGAAGACUACUUGGAGGUUGACUUGGGAAUGGUUAAGGCUUUAAGUGCUAUCACAAUGUUUCCGAAAAUAAACAUUCAGUUCAAUCUCCUGUACAGUACGGAAGGUAUCAGCUGGAAGCACUAUCCAGACCUCAGCGGUUCUACAAAGGUGUUUACAGUAAAAGGGGUGACCACUGUGAGUAUUAAGCCUAUGGUACAAGCACGUUUUCUUCGAGUUUAUCCCAUCAGAAAUGACAACUGUUUUAGAAUAAAACUUAGUGGCUGCACAUCUUUCAAAGGAACAGAAGCUUCCAAUAUAAGAGGAAAAAUUUGGGAAUGUUAUCUGUUGGAACUUCACUCGAUAUAG
Molecule: messenger RNA, 2046 nt
Organism: Stylophora pistillata
Lineage: Eukaryota; Metazoa; Cnidaria; Anthozoa; Scleractinia; Pocilloporidae
Source: RefSeq, a predicted model, not a curated record